CCUAGCUUCUUCAAUGAUGAUCGGAGCCGCUGGGGGGGCUGUAAGGACAUCAUCCUCAUCAACUGCAGCUUCCUCCAUCAUCCACUUUCGCGCUGCUGUCAACGCCGCUACUUCCAUCAGAACAUUUUACUCGAGUAUCUCCCGACACUGAGGGAAGAGCUGAAUGAUCUUCAGAAUCCAUUAUGCCCAAGAGCUUCACAAAGUAGCAGCCUCUAUCCUGCUGGUCCUUCAGAUCCUCAGAAACCCUAUUAUAUUGCCCAUCACAUAGGCCGUUUACACUGCUGUUAUGGCAACAUCGCCUGUGCCAAAUUCUUACCGUCUUCAAUCAGUUCACAAAGUAGCAGCCUCUAUCCCACUUAUCCUUCAAAUCCUCAGCAUCAACGGAUGAUCCCCCAGCAUGUCCAUCAGUCAGCGUGGGACGAGAAGAUACAGGAGAUUGACUUGGAAAUAAGGGAAGAUCGAGGGCGUAUCAACUUCCUGACCGGCCUUGUUAAGAAGGAGGAGCUUGGCUUUUUUGGACUGUCUGAUGAGUUAGAGGGUGAAACUCCUGAUGUGCGAGCUCUGAACCGCGGCCUGAACACCAUUCACAACAGGAUGAUGUUCUUACGGAGGAGGUAUGCUUGCCUCAUGAAGCUGAAGAAGGCAGAAACAGGAGAUGGGCGAUAUAUCCAGAAGAAGCUGAAGGCCUAUAAUGCUGAACUUGUGAUCAUCAUAAACCAGAUCGUCGACAAGGGUGGACUUUACUGCAUAACACCAGACAUCUUCUCGGAGGACAUUGUCCUGAUUGAUUGAUCGAUUAUCAAAAUUCUGUGAAAUUUGAAUGUUGAUAGUUCGGAGGACAAUUGCAACUCCAUGCUCUGCGUUUUUACCUUGGAAUGACUAUAAUCUCGCCGGAUAAACCUUUUUCUGUCUGGAUAGUACUUUAGACUGCUCGAGUAGACCUUAGGUUCUAGCUGAAUUUUGGCGUGCCGGCUUUUAGCAAGUUUUGAACUGCAGUGUUGUAUAUUGGUCUGGGGGUGUUGGCUGUGUGAUGAUUUUUCAGUGGAUGCUGGAUGUUGCUAUAUAGUAUAUCUUUUGAAUAACAGCUGUGGUAUUUGCAUC
Triticum aestivum (bread wheat) is the source of this 1101-nucleotide messenger RNA. RefSeq lists its product as uncharacterized. The transcript has 7 exons. The record is from RefSeq and is a predicted model, not a curated record. NCBI's taxonomy places the organism in Eukaryota, Viridiplantae, Streptophyta, Magnoliopsida, Poales, Poaceae. The coding region runs from base 385 to 792 and encodes 135 amino acids.